Molecule: messenger RNA, 1010 nt
Organism: Aspergillus ochraceoroseus IBT 24754
Lineage: Eukaryota; Fungi; Ascomycota; Eurotiomycetes; Eurotiales; Aspergillaceae
Product: SAM-dependent methyltransferase
Exons: 6
Coding region: 171-800 (209 amino acids)
Biological process (GO): peptidyl-arginine methylation
Molecular function (GO): protein-arginine omega-N monomethyltransferase activity
Source: RefSeq, a predicted model, not a curated record
CUUCAGCAUUCAAACUCUACUUCUUAAUCUACAUUUCUAUCAUUUUUCUAUUCUCUUCUUUUUUUUUAAUCAGUAUUUUCUAGAAGCUCCUUACACCUCACAACUGUAGGAUCCGGUUCUCAGCUCCGGGUAUAUCCAGCACUGAUCAGUUUCUCCUCAUUCGAGCCAACAUGGGCGACCAGAAGACCCCCGUGACCAUCGUGGUCGAACAUUUGGAUCCUGAACUGGGUUCCUGGUCCGCAUUGGAGUAUGGCUGUAUUGCUCGCGAGUCGUAUGUCUCCGGGAGCAGAUUUCUUCUCAGUUCGGUCCCCACCUCCCUCCAGAUGCCAGAAGACUUGGCCUCGACAAAGGGACUAGAGGUUGAGCAUCGUAGUGUCGAGGAGAUUUUUGCAGAACGGAAGUCCAAGGUCUGCCUGUUAGACCCAGCUGCUGAGGUCGAACUAUCUCCUGCUGAUGGGGACAAUUUUGAGGUUUUUCUUUUUGGAGGAAUUCUCGGCGAUGAUCCUCCACGGGAUCGGACUUCUGAAUUGAGGAAAAAGGGCUAUGCGGGACGACGACUAGGCCCAAAGCAGAUGACGACUGAUACUGCGGUGCGAGUUACCCGCAUGGUUGUUCAUGAAAAGGUACCUUUGGAAGAGAUUCAAUAUAUCGACUACCCAGAGAUCGUGAUCAACGAGCAUGAACGAACUGAAAUGCCAUUCCGCUAUGUAAAGGGAAGCAAUGGCAAGCCUAUUAUGCCUGAUGGGAUGGUGGAUUUGAUUAAGAAGGAUGCAGACCAGAACCUAGAGGAUCUUUUUUGAUGCAUCUUAGGACAGUCUGGACAUGAUGGGGUAGAGCUAAAUAUGGAAUCUUCUCACCCGACCACAUGAAUUACCAGCAUUCCCUCCCUCCGUGAUGAAUAAAUAAUGGAUAGACAAAAGUUAACUACUGGAGGAAAAUAUUAGAGACUGCAUUGUUUCAAUUGAAAGACAGUGAAGUGAAUCAAUAGUCAAUUUAGUAGUGAAAUAAAC